Messenger RNA from Paramecium sonneborni, 5273 nucleotides. The record is from the annotation of a GenBank genome assembly. Lineage: Eukaryota; Ciliophora; Oligohymenophorea; Peniculida; Parameciidae.
AUAGAAUUAGAUUAAUGGAAUUUUAUUAUUGGAUUGUUAUUAUUGUUUGUGUAUUUGUGGGGGUAGGUUUGGUUGUAUGGUUAUGCUUAAGUAAUAGAAAUUCACAAAAUGAUUCUGCACAGGAACUAUUAAAUUAAAAUUCUUAAUAGAGUAAUAACAAUAAAUUAAAAGAAUAAAAGCCAGAUAAUAAUCGAAAUAAUUAAAAUUGGAGAGAUAAUUCUCCAUAUUAAUCAAAUAAAGAAGUUAAUUAGUUAAAUCAAAAAUAAUAAACAAACUCGAGUAGGAAUGACAGUGUGCAUAAUUCUAAUUCUAUUAAAAGCUAAGAUGAUUAAAACUAAUCGGGAUAAAAGAGAGACAGUUCAUUAAAAAAUGGUAUUCACUUUAUGAAUAAAAUAGAUUAAAAAGUUAAUUAAUAAAAAAGUGUGGAAUUAACAAAAGAUGAAAAAUAAUAGAAUUAUCAAACCAAAUCACCCUAAAGACCAAUAAGGCAAUAAAACAUCUAAAUAAAUAUUGAAAAUUAAUCAUAGACUAAUAAAGAUUCUUAUAUUAUAAAUUUUGGACAAGAUAAAUAAUAAUAAUAAAAUUAAUAAUAAUGGGAUCUUGCUACGCAGCAAAAAUCAUUUUAAUCAUAAAAAAUUGAAUUAGAAACGAAAAUUGAUGAGUAAAAUAAUUUUGAUAAUUCGAAUCUUCAACUAAGACAUGAUUAAAAAGGGUAUAAACCGGAUAGUAUUAAUUCAGAAAUAUCACCUAAAGCUAUUAUUAAUCCUUCACCUAUUAUUACUCCUUUACAUUUUAUCCCUCCUUUACCUGGCCAUUAUAAUAUACGAUAUAUUACAUAAAAUAAUUAAUAAUCUUAAGAAAUAUCACCCCAAUAAAUAUAAAUAGAAGAAACAUUGGUAAUGAAAUUUAAUUAUAAAAGCCUACUUAUUCAAAAGAAAAGCAUUUAAAUCAAUAUUUAGAUGAAAUUAAACAAAAUACUUCUGAAUAAGAAUAUAAACAAGAAAAAGUACAAUAAUUGAGACUUGAUUAAAAAGGGUGUAAACCAGAUAGUAUUGUCAUUCAUUCAAAAAUAUCACCUAAACCUAAUCCUCCCCCACCCAUUACUCCUUUUCCAUCUAGUAUUAGAAAAAUUAUUUAUGAACUUUAUGAAAUAAGUUCUCAAUAAAGGUAAAUAGAAGAUUAAUUUAAAUACUAUGUAAGAUAAAAAUAGGAUUAAUCUGGAUUAAAAAAGAAUUAUAAUUUGAGUUUAGCAGGAAGCAAAAAGUUAGGAUAAUAUUGUAAUAAAUUUAGAGAGGUAAGAGGAGAUGGAAAUUGUUUCUAUACUGCUUUUGGAUAUUAAUUCUUAUCAAUUUUAUUAUUUGAGUAUUCUUAUAAUUAAUUCUAACAAUUUAUGGAAAAAAUUAAAUAAAUCUAAUUACCAAUGAAAAUAUUUGUUACUGGCAAAUAUUUUAAAAUUGAUGAUAAAUAAAUAGAGCAGGAGCUUUUAUUUGCAUUGAUAAACAGAUUGAUUGAAUUAAAAAAAAUUGAAGAUUUAAAUUAAAGAUUCGAGUAAUUUCAUACUUAAUUUUCUGCAUAUUAAUAUUAAUCAGAAGAAGUUGAUGGAUGUUUAUAUGGAUUAUCAACUAUAUUUUUUAGAAAUUAUUCAAAUUAGGUUGUUGAUUUUAGUGAAAACAAAGAUGCUGUUUAUGAUAGAGUAAAUCUAUUAAAUUGGGAAGAAGAAUGCAAUUCCAAUGAAGUUGUUAUUGCAGAAUUAGCUAAACAAUUAAAUAUGUAAUUAUUUAAUAUAAAAUUCUAGACUUGUUUAAUUAUUAUUAAUUGAAAAUAAAGAUUCGAUUAUGUUUAAUAAAUAUGGAAAUGAAGAGAAUAAUAAAAUUAUAUUAUUAAUUAAACCUGGUCAUUAUAAUAUAGGAUAUCUUAUAUAAGAUAAUUAAUAAGCUUAAGAAAUAUCAUUUCAAUAAAUAUAAAUAGAAGAAACAUUGGUAAUGAAAUUUAAUUAUAAAAGCCUACUUAUUCAAAAGAAAAGCAUUUAAAUCAAUAUUUAGAUGAAAUUAAACAAAAUACUUCUGAAUAAGAAUAUAAACAAGAAAAAGUACAAUAAUUGAGACUUGAUUAAAAAGGGUGUAAACCAGAUAGUAUUGUCAUUCAUUCAAAAAUAUCACCUAAACCUAAUCCUCCCCCACCCAUUACUCCUUUUCCAUCUAGUAUUAGAAAAAUUAUUUAUGAACUUUAUGAAAUAAGUUCUCAAUAAAGGUAAAUAGAAGAUUAAUUUAAAUACUAUGUAAGAUAAAAAUAGGAUUAAUCUGGAUUAAAAAAGAAUUAUAAUUUGAGUUUAGCAGGAAGCAAAAAGUUAGGAUAAUAUUGUAAUAAAUUUAGAGAGGUAAGAGGAGAUGGAAAUUGUUUCUAUACUGCUUUUGGAUAUUAAUUCUUAUCAAUUUUAUUAUUUGAGUAUUCUUAUAAUUAAUUCUAACAAUUUAUGGAAAAAAUUAAAUAAAUCUAAUUACCAAUGAAAAUAUUUGUUACUGGCAAAUAUUUUAAAAUUGAUGAUAAAUAAAUAGAGCAGGAGCUUUUAUUUGCAUUGAUAAACAGAUUGAUUGAAUUAAAAAAAAUUGAAGAUUUAAAUUAAAGAUUCGAGUAAUUUCAUACUUAAUUUUCUGCAUAUUAAUAUUAAUCAGAAGAAGUUGAUGGAUGUUUAUAUGGAUUAUCAACUAUAUUUUUUAGAAAUUAUUCAAAUUAGGUUGUUGAUUUUAGUGAAAACAAAGAUGCUGUUUAUGAUAGAGUAAAUCUAUUAAAUUGGGAAGAAGAAUGCAAUUCCAAUGAAGUUGUUAUUGCAGAAUUAGCUAAACAAUUAAAUAUGUAAUUAUUUAAUAUAAAAUUCUAGACUUGUUUAAUUAUUAUUAAUUGAAAAUAAAGAUUCGAUUAUGUUUAAUAAAUAUGGAAAUGAAGAGAAUAAUAAAAUUAUAUUAUUAAUUAAACCUGGUCAUUAUAAUAUAGGAUAUCUUAUAUAAGAUAAUUAAUAAGCUUAAGAAAUAUCAUUUCAAUAAAUAUAAAUAGAAGAAACAUUGGUAAUGAAAUUUAAUUAUAAAAGCCUACUUAUUCAAAAGAAAAGCAUUUAAAUCAAUAUUUAGAUGAAAUUAAACAAAAUACUUCUGAAUAAGAAUAUAAACAAGAAAAAGUACAAUAAUUGAGACUUGAUUAAAAAGGGUGUAAACCAGAUAGUAUUGUCAUUCAUUCAAAAAUAUCACCUAAACCUAAUCCUCCCCCACCCAUUACUCCUUUUCCAUCUAGUAUUAGAAAAAUUAUUUAUGAACUUUAUGAAAUAAGUUCUCAAUAAAGGUAAAUAGAAGAUUAAUUUAAAUACUAUGUAAGAUAAAAAUAGGAUUAAUCUGGAUUAAAAAAGAAUUAUAAUUUGAGUUUAGCAGGAAGCAAAAAGUUAGGAUAAUAUUGUAAUAAAUUUAGAGAGGUAAGAGGAGAUGGAAAUUGUUUCUAUACUGCUUUUGGAUAUUAAUUCUUAUCAAUUUUAUUAUUUGAGUAUUCUUAUAAUUAAUUCUAACAAUUUAUGGAAAAAAUUAAAUAAAUCUAAUUACCAAUGAAAAUAUUUGUUACUGGCAAAUAUUUUAAAAUUGAUGAUAAAUAAAUAGAGCAGGAGCUUUUAUUUGCAUUGAUAAACAGAUUGAUUGAAUUAAAAAAAAUUGAAGAUUUAAAUUAAAGAUUCGAGUAAUUUCAUACUUAAUUUUCUGCAUAUUAAUAUUAAUCAGAAGAAGUUGAUGGAUGUUUAUAUGGAUUAUCAACUAUAUUUUUUAGAAAUUAUUCAAAUUAGGUUGUUGAUUUUAGUGAAAACAAAGAUGCUGUUUAUGAUAGAGUAAAUCUAUUAAAUUGGGAAGAAGAAUGCAAUUCCAAUGAAGUUGUUAUUGCAGAAUUAGCUAAACAAUUAAAUAUGUAAUUAUUUAAUAUAAAAUUCUAGACUUGUUUAAUUAUUAUUAAUUGAAAAUAAAGAUUCGAUUAUGUUUAAUAAAUAUGGAAAUGAAGAGAAUAAUAAAAUUAUAUUAUUAAUUAAACCUGGUCAUUAUAAUAUAGGAUAUCUUAUAUAAGAUAAUUAAUAAGCUUAAGAAAUAUCAUUUCAAUAAAUAUAAAUAGAAGAAACAUUGGUAAUGAAAUUUAAUUAUAAAAGCCUACUUAUUCAAAAGAAAAGCAUUUAAAUCAAUAUUUAGAUGAAAUUAAACAAAAUACUUCUGAAUAAGAAUAUAAACAAGAAAAAGUACAAUAAUUGAGACUUGAUUAAAAAGGGUGUAAACCAGAUAGUAUUGUCAUUCAUUCAAAAAUAUCACCUAAACCUAAUCCUCCCCCACCCAUUACUCCUUUUCCAUCUAGUAUUAGAAAAAUUAUUUAUGAACUUUAUGAAAUAAGUUCUCAAUAAAGGUAAAUAGAAGAUUAAUUUAAAUACUAUGUAAGAUAAAAAUAGGAUUAAUCUGGAUUAAAAAAGAAUUAUAAUUUGAGUUUAGCAGGAAGCAAAAAGUUAGGAUAAUAUUGUAAUAAAUUUAGAGAGGUAAGAGGAGAUGGAAAUUGUUUCUAUACUGCUUUUGGAUAUUAAUUCUUAUCAAUUUUAUUAUUUGAGUAUUCUUAUAAUUAAUUCUAACAAUUUAUGGAAAAAAUUAAAUAAAUCUAAUUACCAAUGAAAAUAUUUGUUACUGGCAAAUAUUUUAAAAUUGAUGAUAAAUAAAUAGAGCAGGAGCUUUUAUUUGCAUUGAUAAACAGAUUGAUUGAAUUAAAAAAAAUUGAAGAUUUAAAUUAAAGAUUCGAGUAAUUUCAUACUUAAUUUUCUGCAUAUUAAUAUUAAUCAGAAGAAGUUGAUGGAUGUUUAUAUGGAUUAUCAACUAUAUUUUUUAGAAAUUAUUCAAAUUAGGUUGUUGAUUUUAGUGAAAACAAAGAUGCUGUUUAUGAUAGAGUAAAUCUAUUAAAUUGGGAAGAAGAAUGCAAUUCCAAUGAAGUUGUUAUUGCAGAAUUAGCUAAACAAUUAAAUAUGUAAUUAUUUAAUAUAAAAUUCUAGACUUGUUUAAUUAUUAUUAAUUGAAAAUAAAGAUUCGAUUAUGUUUAAUAAAUAUGGAAAUGAAGAGAAUAAUAAAAUUAUAUUAUUAAUUAAACCUGGUCAUUAUAAUAUUGGUUAUUUGAUAAAAGAAAAUAAUUAUAAUAAUAAUUAAAUUAAAAAUACAUAGGAGGUAUUUUAUCAAUUUAAAUUAAAGAAUUAUACUAAUGUAGAAAAUCGCCAAGAAAUAUGA